AUCAAGAGAGUAUGUUAGAGGGGUAUAUUUUUUUUAUUACUUUAGUCUUCCUACAUAAUUAAUCGGGGCAAUAACGUAAAACUAAAAGACUUGCUGGAAUUCACCAGCUAAAUCAUUGAAUAAUGUGACAUAAAAUAUGAUUAUGUGUUUUAAGAUAAGUUUCUGAUUACUAAAGAGAAACUAGAUUGUACAUAUAUAAAAAGCUAGCCGGCAUUGAUAAUCAAAAACUCCUAAUCAGAAUAUGGACAAUAUUAUAUGUAUAUUUCUCAAUAAUUCCCAGUUGUUAAUAGACCUCAUUCAUUGACUCACAGCCAUUUUCCUUCUCUCUAAUAAUUGACUAAACUUCCAUCACUACAGAGUAGAAACUCUCCGCUGCUGAAAGACGGAAGGCAUACUGCUCUCUGACAUCAAGCAUUUCAACCCGAAAAUAGAUCAAGCUAAUUAGGAUGGAGGAUGUCAACAUUGAUGAGAGUGCUAAACAAAGUACUCAAGUAACUGAAGAGGAACCUGUGGGGCUUGAGGAUGAUGCUGAGAAGAUAAUUAAGCUACUGACCAGAGGAAUAAGGGAACGGGAUAUUGUCUCGAUUUUUGGCAUGCCUGGUCUCGGAAAGACCACUUUGGCGAAAAAAAUAUUCAAAGAUUCUUCUAUUGUUUCUCACUUUGAUGUUCGAGCUUGGCUUACAAUUUCGCAAUCAUAUGAUGUGAGAGAGCUGUUGAGGAAUAUCUAUAAGCAAGUGACAGGUGUUGAGUACGAUGAUAAGGAGAGUGACAUAGCCGAUACGUUGCGCAAGUGUUUAAUGGGCAAAAGAUAUCUCAUUGUCUUGGAUGAUGUAUGGGAAGUUGAUGCAUGGGAUGAGUUAAGAUUAUGUUUUCCAAUUGGUAAACAAGGAAACAGAAUCAUGUUAACAACUCGACUUAAACAUGUGGCAAUGGAAGUCAAGAACUGUACCGAUCCUUAUUCCCCUCGAUUCCUAACCAAGGAAGCGAGCUGGAAAUUGUUGCAGGAAAAAGCAUUUCAAAAGGAAACUUGCCCUCCGGAAUUACAGGAUGUUGGCGUACAAAUUGCGGAAUAUUGUAAAGGACUGCCUCUUACAGUUGUUUUGAUCGGUGGAAUUCUGGCGAAGAAAGAAAGGAAUGUCUCAGAGUGGUGUGAAGUUGCAAACAAUUUAACGUCUCAUCAUGGAUCAGUUGAAAGUGAGAGCAACUUGGCAAUACAAUUAAGUUACUGCUAUUUACCAGAUCAUUUGAGACAUUGCCUUCUAACUAUGGGAGUAUUUAGGGAGGAUGAAAAAUUUGGAGCAUCUAAAUUGAUGUUACUCUGGGUGGCCGAAGGCCUCGUUCAAUGUAGUGAUGAGAGAGGAUUGGAGGAGGUAGCUGAAGGUUACUUGAGCGAUAUAAUUUCUAGUAGCCUACUAAUGGUUACAAAGACGACCUUUGAUGGCAAGGUGAAGUACUUGCAAAUUCAUGAUCUAGUGCGUGACUUUGUCUUAAACAAAGCUAAAGAAGAAAAGUUCAUGCAAGUUAUAGGGACACAUAACCAAUAUCAACCUUCAUAUGAUGAGGAACAUCGAGUGUGCAUUCACCUCGACCAUAAGCUUCGUCAUGAUUUGGAGAGAUUCAACAACAAAGUAGAUAUAUUCCUCACAAGCGGCUCCACAUCUUUUGGUCAAGAUCUUAAAUCGUUUUUUGUUACUAAUAAUGCGGAUGAUUUUCUUGCUUAUAGAGAUUUUUGGAGUAGUGAGUCUAGUUUUCACGGUACUAUUUCUGAAGAGUAUUUAUCUCGUUCCUAUCAUUUCUCGUCAGUUGGAGACUUAAAACUUCUUAGAGUGUUGGAUUUCAAGAACUGCAUUCCAGGGGAUUAUACAAAUAUAGUUGAUAUACUGCAGUCACUAGUUUACCUGAGAUACCUUGGAAUGUGUGUCGAAAAGUUUUUUUUCAAGUGGGUAUCACACAUGUGCGACCUAGAAACUUUACUGGUGGAUACUGAGAGAAUAGUAGAAGGGACACCUCAUAUUUGGAAGAUGACGAAACUAAAGCAUGUAGACGUAGGAACACUCUUACCUCGUGAGAUAUUUGCAGUUUCUGAAGAAGGUCCGUCUAAGUUGGAGAAUUUAAGGGAAUUUAAAGGCAUGUGUUUAUCUCGUGAGGAUAUAGAGUUAAUUGAGAGGUUUUCCAAUCUUCAAAAGCUUCUCCUCAUAAUAAGUGAUAAUGAUAUUUAUGAAGCUAACUCUCUCGUUCUGAAAUUGGAUGUUCUUACACAGCUUCAGUCCCUCGUGCUUGGUUCGAUGUGUAAUAUCACCAAGUAUUAUUUACCUUCAAGUCUCAAAGAGCUGAUCCUCCGCCAAGUUAAUAUACUAGCAAGUGCAACUUCCACACUCGCUGCGUUACCCAACCUUCAAAGACUGAUAUUUCAAGGAUGUACAUUCGAGCAAGAGGAGUGGGACGUGAGAGAUAUGGAGUUCCCGGUACUCAAAAUCUUAAAAUUUCGAAGCAUUCAUCUUAGGGGAUGGCAUGUCUCAGAAUCAUCGUCAUUUCCCAUGCUUGAGAGUUUAGUGCUAAGAUCUGUUGAAUUGCUUAAGAAGAUUCCUGACAGUUUUGUGGAUAUUGGAACGCUUACAUCAAUCAAGGUGAUCUAUUGUGAUGAUAAUCUCAAGGCUUCAGCUUUGGAGAUUAAGGAAGAAGUAGAAGCAACUACAGGAUGUGACAACCUCAAGGUCGAUAUUCUUCCACAUUACUCUCGGGAACAAAAAGAAAAAGAAGAGGAAUAUGAAGAGGAAGAGAAAACAGAAGCAGCAGCAGAAGAAGCAGCAGCAGCAGUGGCAGAAGUAGAAUCAGAAGAAAAACAGAAGGUAGAAGAAGAAGCAGCAACAGCAAAAGUAGAAGCAGAAAAGAAAGAGGAUGAGGAGGAGGAAGAUGACAAAGUUACAGAGCUUUCAGCGCUAUCAUUUAAGACUUUCAAUCUUGGUUACAGCAGCAGCAGCAGCGGCGGCGGAAGUAGAAGCAGAAAAAAAAAAACCAGAAGGUAGACGAAGAAGUAGCAACAUCAAAAGUAGAAGCAGAAAAGAAAGAGGAUGAAGAAGAGGAGAAGGAAGAUGAAAAAGUUACAGAGCUUUCAGCGUCAUCAUUUAAGACUUUCAAUCUUGGUUAUAUGAAAUGCAAGGUAACGUUGCGUACAAUAGACUCUUAUGGUCCGGCCCUUCCCCGGACCCCCCAUAACGGGAGCUUAGUGCACCAGGCUGCCCUUUAAUCUUGGUUACAUGCUUUUUCUUUUUCUUCUCUUAUAAAAGCUGUUUGGACAUUUUCAUCAUUCAUGUUAUUCUCUGUAAAACCCUAUAAGUUUUGGACAAUAUGGGUGUGUUUGUUUGAUUACCCGAUAUGUCAUUUUUAAUUUUAACCUUCAUUGUAUUUCGAGA
Messenger RNA from Nicotiana tabacum (common tobacco), 3413 nucleotides. The record is from RefSeq and is a predicted model, not a curated record. NCBI's taxonomy places the organism in Eukaryota, Viridiplantae, Streptophyta, Magnoliopsida, Solanales, Solanaceae.